Molecule: messenger RNA, 1174 nt
Organism: Raphanus sativus (radish)
Lineage: Eukaryota; Viridiplantae; Streptophyta; Magnoliopsida; Brassicales; Brassicaceae
Exons: 7
Coding region: 57-938 (293 amino acids)
Biological process (GO): response to salt stress; response to heat; protein complex oligomerization
Source: RefSeq, a predicted model, not a curated record
UCUCAUCCUUUUGUUCACUCAGCUCAUCCGAAAAAACCAGAGAGAUAGAGAGAGAUAUGGAGCUCGAUUCCAUCACCGCUAGGCGCAGACUCGCUACCGUCGCCGCUCACUUCCCCUCAGCAACCAACGAUCCCAUCUCUGCGGCGCCGUCUCUCGUCCCCUUGAAUUGUAGUAGCAGUUUGAACUCUGUCAUCAGAAGUUGUGACAAUAAAAUCGCUUUUGCUCGGCAAGCAUCUUCUGAACAAGGCUUCUUUAUGAGGCAGGCUUCCCCUGACCAGUUUAUACCUCAGUCUAGCGGCAUCACUUUGAAGAACUCUGUCAUUAGAAGAGGUGACAGCAGGCUCUAUUUUUCUCGUCAAGCUUCUUCUGCACAGGGUCUUUUCAUGAGGCAAGCUUCCACUGAUGAGAGGACCAUACCACAGGACGCUGCAUCUACCAAGACGAAUGGAUUCCCUUCUUCUACAGAACAACCUUUGGUUUCCAGACCUGAGUACGCCUCGCCACAUUUUUCCAAGCCCGCUGCAAAAGAAGACUUCUUUGUUUUGCCUGAUUUGCUAAACCAGCCAAAGGAAAACUUGGAAAAGCCAUAUAACCCUGACCUUCCUAAGUUAGCCAAUCCAGGGACUGUCUGGUCUCCGAGUUUGAAUGUUGCAGAAUAUGAGCAUAACUAUGUCGUGGCAGUAGAGCUACCAGGGGCCAGUAUCAAUGAUAUAAGAGUGGAGGUUGACAACAUAAACUUGACUGUGACAGGGAGACGCACAGCUGUCUGUCAAAAAGCUGAUGCAGGCACCAAAGGUUCAAUCUGUGGGUAUCACAAGCAAGAAAUACUACAAGGACCUUUCAAAGUUUCCUGGCCACUACCCAGCAACGUGAACAAGGAUAACGUUUCUGCUGAAUUUAUGGAUGGGCUUCUGAGAAUAGUGAUUCCAAAGCUUUGAGGGAUCAUUAUACGUAAACGGUAAACAAUAUGUGUAUAAAAUAAUGUUGUUUGUGUGGAUGAAGAGAAAGAAAAGCAAAAACUGAUGAGUGAUAUGUAAAAUAGUAUGGUGUUUAUAUAUACAGACUGCAGACAGGCAUGCUCAGUUAAUAGAGUCAGCCAUGUAAACAAUCCAUAAGUUUGUAAGAAAGAAAAAUAACGUUUUUGAUAUUAAUACAAAAAGCCAGAAAAAUGAAA